Molecule: messenger RNA, 384 nt
Organism: Aureobasidium namibiae CBS 147.97
Lineage: Eukaryota; Fungi; Ascomycota; Dothideomycetes; Dothideales; Saccotheciaceae
Exons: 1
Coding region: 1-384 (127 amino acids)
Source: RefSeq, a predicted model, not a curated record
AUGGCCAUGAGCGUUUCACUUUUCAGUUGGACAGCUUACACCACGCAACGAGGACGACUUGCAGCCAUCUUUGGUGGCAAGACACCCGACUUCAUAAUUGAUUUCGGCCCAUUUGCACACGUCCGCCACCCUGCCUACACCGCCUAUCUCUUGGGCUGGACUGGAGUUUUGGCUGCGCUUGCAGGCAGAAAUGAUGCUGGUUGGAGAGUGCCAGCUUUGGCUGUAUGUCUUGUAGGUAUUGUAGGCGUGUAUACCGCCGGCGCGAAGAUGGAGGAGCAGCAGAUGCUUUCGGGUGAGGAAAAUGAAGGAAAAGUCGAUCUCGGCAAGAAAUACAAGGAGUACAUGGGUAGAGUCAGAUAUCGAUUCCUUCCUGGUCUGAUCUGA